Durusdinium trenchii is the source of this 4725-nucleotide messenger RNA. Lineage: Eukaryota; Dinophyceae; Suessiales; Symbiodiniaceae. The record is from the annotation of a GenBank genome assembly.
AUGGCCUUUCAACCGACACAGGCUUUGGCACCAGCAGUGCAGAAGGUGAGCACUCCGCGGUGCGCCGAAGCGCCCAAGGUGAAGGCUCCAGAAGUGGAGGUGCCCCAACCGGACCUGCCAGGCCCACCGGCCGAGGUGAGCCCCAGGGAGAGGUCGAAGACGCCGAAGACGCCCAGAACCCCCAGGUCUCUGCAGAACUCCCUCUCGCAGCCUGCGGUGGGUGGCCAUCUACCUGGGCGGAUCCAAGGCAUCUCCUGUUGCGCCUUGUGCCACUCGUUGCUGCAGAUCUUUGCUGGAAAGGUCCGCAUCCAGACCUUUGCGAAUAGCUCCGAGCUGCCGGCGCCCCCGGCGCGUCUGGUGGAUCGGGCCUUGGCCUAUGAGCUGUCGGAGGCAGAUGAUGUGGCUGCUUCUGACACCUUCUGUCGCCUUCACCAUCUCCACAAGAACAGGUACGAGCUCUGGCUCAAAGGUCAAGAUGCGAUCCGCCGCUGCACCGCGCGUGGGGAUGCGCAGGCAACACGGGUGAUCCGGAGCUGCGCGGAGGAGAUGGGGAAGCUGGACAACAUUUGUGGGAAGGUGGAGCAAGAAUAUCUCGAAGCCUUUGCCUCCUUCUUCAAGCAGUUGCAGCAGGAUGUCCGGGAGAAUUUGUUCAAGACGCUCAUGGGCAAGGCCGAUGAGCUGGUCAAUGCCUGGCAGCACGAGAUCGAAGAGGUGAACCAGCAGAUUGACAAGAAGGUUCAGCAGAAGAGGCACAACUUGCAGACCGCGGUGCACCGGCGCCACGAAGCGGCCAAGGAGGACUUCUGGAGGCAGCACGAGAAACAGUGCGCCCAGCAGUUUGUGUCCUGCUUGGUGGACAACUGCCGGAACAUGCACAUUGGCCGCGCGAUGGACGCCUCCACGGCGUUCAAGGAGUUGGAGCUCAGCCAGCAGGCGCGGCGCCCGGCCACCGAGAAGUCGGUGGAGGGCAAAGCGCAGAGCCGCGCAGAUCAGGAGCGCGCCAAGAGGCGGAUCGGGCUGAACGAUCGGAGGUCGAACGAGAAGGGUGGUGAAGAGGCGUUUUCGGUGCAGCCCGGUGGGUCCGGCGGCCCGGUAUCACUCGUGGAGAAGACUGGAGACUCACCGGGAACGGAUGGCGCACGAAGCGCCGCAGAGCUCGGACGAGUGGAGUUGAAAACGUGGACCCGAGCCGCGCGCGACCAGGAAGAGAUGGAGUCCGUGGUCGUGGCUCAGGAUCGCCUCUCGGAGGCCUUCCACACCAUCAGCGAUGUGGUGGAGAACGUUCGACGGAUGCAGGCGACUGACCCGCCGAUCUGUUCCUCCGACAAGGUGGAUCUCAAUGAUGCGCACAAUAUCGCGCAGAUUUGUCAAGGGGUUGGUUUCAUUGGCUUGGCAAUGUGGCUGAUCUUUGCCAACAACUCGAAGGUGGCGGUGGCUCAGAAGGCACCCUUGGAGCAACGCCAUGCUGUAUGUGCCACGAUCAGUACCGCGGUGGCGCUCUUCUCCGGCUUUUUCAACAUCCUGCAGCUCACCGCGAUUGACGACUUUGAUUUGCCGGGGCGUACGAACAACUUCACCCUGAACUUGUCGCGUCCGAUCGAGUGGAUCGCCACCUGUCCCAUCAUGCAGCUGAAGCUGGUGGUCCUGGCAGGCGCUCGUGUUCCAAGCUACCGUCGCUUCAUGAUGCCCCUCCUCUCGGUGUCGGUGUUGCUGUGCGGAACGGCCUCGAUGUUCACAGGCGACGCGCUGCGCUAUGCCUGGUAUGCCUUUGGCAUGUUCCUCGCCCUGAUCAUGUUCUGGCACAACGCCAUGCAAGUGAAAGAGAACUCCGAGGGCGAAGAGACCUUCUUCCAAGGAGAUUCGGACUUCCGAAAGCUCUCCAUCUUGUUGGUGAUCACCUGGUUCCCCUUCCCGAUCUGGUUCAGUUUGAGUAUCGAGGGUUUUGGCGUGAUCACCGACUACUUGAUCAUCGAGAUGGGUUGGGUGAUCUUGAACAUCGUUUCCAAGUUCACCUAUAUCAUCUGGAUGCAGCGCAUGAAGAUGGUUCAUCAGCGCAAGUUGGAGGCUGCUCGCGAACUGUACGGACUCUCUCCCACGGACGAGGUUCCGGAGGACGACCUGAAGGCACGCGCCAACGGCAAUGGCAAUGUGAAGGGCGGUGCUGUCAACUGCAACGAUUACGGACUGGGCUAUGGUGAGGAGGCCGAGAGUGAAGAGAAGAUGGUAGAAGUGGUUGCUGAGACGAUGGUGACCCUGGGCAUGAGCACUCACACAGACCGCUUGCUUCGUUUGAUGGUGGAGAAUGGCGUCACGAACACCGCGGUCUUGGAGCGUCUCAACGCGGAGCGUUGCCAGGAGCUGAACCUUCCCUGGGCGCUGAUUGACGCAGCCCAGCGCCGCUGGAUCAAUGAGAAGAUGAACAUGGGUCAGGACUAUGGCGGAGCAAUUGAGAAGGAAGAUCCAUUCAAGAAGCUGCUUGAGGCCAACCGCCAGCGCAUGACGGAUAAGUCGGUGCAGCAAGCCUUACCUGGAAUGAUUGGGGUCAGCCCUGGAGUCGGAGGAAUGAGCACGCCUCCACUGGCCGGGAUGGCGGGCAUGAACCUGGGUGCCAUGGAGGAUCAACUGGGCGCCAUCCUCCAACGUGCCAUGAUGCCGUUCCAGGAGCAGGUGAUGCAGAAGCUUGAGAUGAUGAACGAGAACAUGCAACGGCAGUUGGAGACCACUCAGGAAGCCAUCUCGCAACGAAUGGAUUUCUCACAGGUGGCCAUCUUGCAAACCGUGAACGCCUGCCAAGUCUUGCUUCACAAGUUGGAUUCCAGCCAGGAAAGUGUGGUGCAGAAGAUGGACUCGAUGAAGGUGAGCGUGGACAACCUCCUGAACCAUAUCACAGGUGCCAGCGAUACCACGAAGCAGGCGCUCUUGGACACCGUGACCAACUCCUCCAGCGUUUUGCUGCAGAAGUUGGACUCCACCCAACAGGAUCUGCUCAAGCAGUCCACUGACAGUUUCAAGGUGCUGGAAGGCGUGGCGUCGAAGCAGGACGUCUUAUCCAAGAAGGUUGAUUCAGGCAACGAGUUCACACAGCGUCGCCUGGUGGAGAUGGAGAGCACCAUGGACCGCAAGAUGACCGAGACCAGUGACUCUGUGUGCAAGGCACAAACUGACAGCACACAGCACUUGUUGGUGAAUCUCCGCGGCGACCUGGCCAAGCUGGCAGAGCAGGGCAAUGCCAUGGUCGACGCCACUGAGAAGUCUUCCGCUGUGCAAGAGGAGCGCAUGGCUGACGUCCGCCGCCAGAACAUGAUGAUCAUGGACAUGUUGACUAACGCCCAAGAGACCAUGCACACCAGUGCCGAGUCCCUGCAAUCCUUCACCCGCUCGGAGAUCAUGCGUGACUCUGCCACCAACAUGGAGAUGCAACUGCGUGAGGUCAUCGUCAAGCAAAUGGGCAAGAUGCAGGAAGCACUCCUGGGUGGCGAUGAAGACGAAGGCAAGGGAACCAACCUCAAGUCGGCGGUGACUGCGAUGGUGGAGCGCUUGGAGGACAGUGCCCAACGUUUGGAACUGGCUACAGCCACUGGAGCACAAGGAGGCGGAUCUGCCGAGAUGGAGGACUUGAUCCGACGGGAGCUGGGUGCAGUGGCCUUGGCUUUGUCGCAGCAGCAACGUGACACCGCCCAAGAGAGCAUGGUGCAGGUGGGCGAGACAGUACGUGGAGAACUCUCAACCUUCAAGGAGGCGCAGGUGGGACAAGUCUCGGAGGUGGUCACCGUGAAGUUGUCCGAGUUCUCUGACAAGUUCAGUGAGAACAUCCAGCGCAUUGAGAGUGGAGUUGACAAGGUCCUCCAGAGCGUCGAGAAGACCGGCGAGGGCGGCCGCAGCGGCGGUCGCAGCGGUGGGCACCAGAAGCGGCACGCCGAAGGGAACCGUGGCGCCUCCGAAGCGCCGAAAGAUGCUCGGACCCGGCGAGCGAGCGAGCGAGGCACGUGCGCUUCAGAAUGGGCCCCCCUUUUUGAAGAUGGCAACUCCGUUGCGUUGCCUCCAGAAUCGGAGAUCAAGGGGAGCUUGGAUGGGCCAAAGACCGACGCGGUGCUGAUGGAUGCAGAAGAGAACCCGAUGGAACGGGAGAUGAAGAUCUGGCUCAGCAAGAUGGAUCAACUGCAGACGCUGCAACACUUGCAGGCCUGUAAGGAUCGCGAGCUCGUGUACCUUCGCGUGGCCAUGACGAUCCGCCGCCUCGAAGAGGACCAGGGAGUCGAGCAUCGUCUGGUGGUGAGCCGUGUUUCACAACACUUGCAGCAGAUGCGCAUGUUCCUGGAGAAGACACUCCGUGCUUCGGGAGUCUCCUCCUGCGUCGACCUCAUGGGCGUCACGCCCGGCAGCAUUGUGCUGGAGCGGGAGAGCUUUAUUCACAUGGUCCUUCGGAACGAGCGCAUCCUUGGGGAUGUCAGCGCUUGUGGCGGAGGUGGCGCCUCUCCGCGCUCGGCGCGCUCGGCGCAGUCCGCCUGCCAGGGCAUCUCUGCCAGCUUCGCGAGCGGAAGCCGCGGUGGCAAAGGCGCUGAUCAGCUGGGCGCUUCGCUGGAGCUGAGGGCCUUUGGCGAGUUCUUAGGCCAGUUGGCGACGCUUCCGCGUGGUGGGAACACCACGUGUGCGCCGCUUCGAAGGUGUGGAGGUGUGGAGGUGGUGGAACGGUGUGGAGGUGUUUUUGGAUUGAAAGGGGUGUGA